UUAACCGGAAGAACAUGGAGGCCUUGAUGGGUGGCCAGUGCGCCUCGCAAAGCGUCGGACCUGCCAAUCAACUGUUCGGACUGCUGGUGCAGACUAUCCUGGCGGCCCAAUGUGCGAUUUCUCCGCCGGACAUGUGGCCGAAGGAUUACGGCCCGACGGCACUGGAGCGCGGUUUGGAUGAGUAUGAUUUCGUGAUCGUAGGUGCCGGAUCGGCAGGUUCGGUCGUUGCCAACCGUCUGUCGGAAAACCCUGACUGGAAGGUGUUGCUGCUAGAGGCUGGCGGUGAUCCACCGAUCGAAUCGGAGAUCCCGGAGACAUUCUUCACCAUACAGAAAACCGAAGCAGAUUGGGAAAAUUACGCCGAACCCACGCCACACGCUAGCAAGGGUUCAAAGGAUGGCGCUUUCUGGCCACGAGGCCGAACGCUUGGUGGAUGUGGUGCUAUCAAUGCAAUGCUGUACGUGCGUGGUAAUUCCCGUGACUACGACAGUUGGGCUGAGUUAGGUAAUUCGAACUGGGGGUGGAACGAUGUGCUACCCUACUUCAAGAAAAGUGAAGACAAUAGUGAUCCAGAGUUGUUGCGCCAAGAUGGUGGCAAAUAUCAUGCAAGCGGUGGCUACCUUAAAGUAGGAAAUUUUCCAGUUAAUCAUCCGCUCGCGGAAGUAAUGCUUCAAGCGUUCAAGGACGCCGGAUUUGAGAGUAACAGCGAUAUCAAUGGUGACCGGCAGGUUGGAUUCGGUCGUGCACAGGGUACCGUCGUCAAUGGUACGCGUUGCAGCCCGGCAAAGGCUUUCCUGGUGCCGGUAAAGGAUCGUCCAAAUUUGCACGUCAUUAAGCACGGGGUGGUGGUCACGGUAGAACGCGAUCCUUCGACCGAACGCUUCAAGUUUGUGAACUUUAUCAUCGACAACAAGGUGCUAAAGGUUGCACGGGCACGCAAAGAUAUUAUUCUAGCAGCAGGCGCUAUCAAUACCCCUCACAUUCUGCAACGCUCCGGCAUUGGUCCAAGUUCACUACUGAAAAAGGUUAACAUUCCAUUGGUUGCCGAUCUACCCGUUGGAGAAAAUCUGCAGGAUCACCUGUUUGUGCCUUUACUGUUCAAGAUGCACAAAUCAACUGCCGCAAACUAUAACAUUCAGCAGGAACUGGCGAAAAAUCUCUUUCAGUACAUUAUGACACGGUCCGGCCCAAUGGCUGGACAUGGGGUGACGAGUGUGAUUGGAUUUAUUAACACGCUAGACGCUUCCAGCCCAUUCGCGGACAUUGAGUACCAUUUCUUCCAGUUUGAAAAAGGCUCUGGAAAGUCGGUUAUGUUUUGCGACAAGGUAGGCUACAAUCAGGAGAUAUCGCAAUCGAUGCUCGAGGCGGCUACUGAGGCUGACGUUGUAAUGGCUAUUGUGGUGCUGCUAAAUCCCAAAUCAAAGGGACGCGUUACACUUGACACGAAAGACUUUAACGAGUUUAAUCCGCCACGUAUUGAGAGCGGUUAUCUGGAGGCUAAGGAAGAUGUUGAAGCGGUCCUGCGUGGUAUUCGCUAUAUUAACAAGAUUGUCGAUACGCCAACUUUCCGCGAGCAUGAAGGAGAACUACAUCGAAUGAAUCUGUCUGAGUGUGAUCAAGAGACGUACGACAGCGACGCUUAUUGGGAGUGUUAUUCGCGACACAUGACAUUAACAUUGUACCAUCCAGUUGGAACGGCCAAGAUGGGUCCAGAUGGUGACAAGAGCGCGGUAGUGGACGACAGGCUGCGUGUGAAGGGUGUCAAAGGAUUGCGUGUGGUAGAUGGUAGCAUUAUGCCGAACAUAGUGUCGGGAAAUACUAACGCACCCAUUAUGAUGAUCGGCGAAAAGGCAUCCGACAUGAUUAAGGAAGACUGGGGUGCGGGACCAAAGCAUACAGAGCUUUAGAUUACAUCCACUUUGUUACUGAAUGUUUGU
Molecule: messenger RNA, 1937 nt
Organism: Anopheles maculipalpis
Lineage: Eukaryota; Metazoa; Arthropoda; Insecta; Diptera; Culicidae
Product: glucose dehydrogenase [FAD, quinone]-like
Exons: 2
Coding region: 15-1907 (630 amino acids)
Molecular function (GO): ecdysone oxidase activity; flavin adenine dinucleotide binding
Source: RefSeq, a predicted model, not a curated record